AUGUCUAUGAGUUUGUUAAACCAACUACCUGCAAUUUUUCAUACUGUGCAGAUUAUAUCUAUUAUGAGCCCUGCUACAACUACACUGUGCUGGACAAUCCUUGGAGAUCCACCAACAAUACAAAUAACACCCUCAUGUGUGACAGGAAUGUCAACUGGGUCGGCUGGUAUCGUCUCUUCAUUCAGGGCUGGAGCGCUCAGAUGCCAGAAACAUGUGUUGUAAACUCUAGAUGUGGCACUGAUUACCCAAUGUGGCUAAAAAAUGGGCACCCAAAAGUUGGUGAUGGAGUGGUCAGCCGACAUAUCUGCUAUUACUGGAUGACUAACUGCUGCGUGUUCCAGUUCAAUCCUAUUAGAGUCAAAGCCUGUCCAGGCAAUUAUUAUGUCUAUGAGUUUGUCAAACCAACUACCUGGUCAGCUAAUAUGGCAUACUGUGCAGAUGUUAUGAGCAUUAACGUCGGCUACACAACAGUCACACCAGAGACCACUUCAACUGGUAUAAAUAUCACACUCCCAGAUGAAUGCAAGAGUCAAGCCACAGGAGGAUGUGUAGAGAAUCUAUUUGACCAGAUAGAGAACAUUACAGCUGAAGUGCUUCCUUUGAACGAUGUGACCAACAUUUUGGAUGUGGCUUUGAACACUUCAGAGAAGAUUAUCGGGUUAUACAUUAACCAAAAUGAACUAGUCUCUUAUGGAAACCGUGUGUUGAAAGCCAGCGAGAAACUCAUCUCUACUCUAGUGAAGCCAACAGACACAAGUGACUCAGUCAAAUUCACUCUUGAUACUGUAGAGGCACAGGUCUUCAUGGUUGGACCAAAUGUCACUUUACAUAAAAUCCCUCAGCUGGACACAACAAAUGCUUCUGUGGACAUUGAUCUCAUUGGAAUUGCCCAGAACAACCAAGAAACAAAAUCAGCUGCUGUGGCUUUCAUGAGCUACACCACAAUGGAGAACGUACUGAGACCUGACUUCUUCAACACAUCAGAUGACUCAGUUAAAACCAUGAUGUCCACUGUGAUCUCAGCUACUCUUCCCAAAACUGACAACACAAAACUCACCAAACCAGUCAACUUCACACUGAAACACAUCAGAGAGUUUGUCUCUGGAGGCAAUCUGUCCUGUGUUUACUGGAAUAUCAGUGAGUGGAUUGUAGAUGGUUGUUCUGUUGUAAAGACCAACAGCAGCCAUACUGUGUGUUCCUGUGAUCAUCUGUCAACAUUCGCUCUCAUCAUGCAAACCAGCAGCCCACCAGAGGUAAGAGAACAGGAUGAUCCACUGAUGAAAAUACUGAAUUUGGUGGCUGUGAUCGUGGGGCUGGUGUUUCUCAGUUUGGCCCUGUUGACUUUUGCUUUUUGCCGGUGGAAUCCUGGAGUGAACAAUGUGGCUCGAAUCAACCUCUGCUUGAGUCUGCUGUUGGCUCACCUUCUGUUCAUGCUCACACAACAGUUCCUGAACUACAUACUCCCCAACCAGGUGUUGUGUGCGGUGAUAUCAGGUGUUCUGCACUUCUUCUUUCUCUCCUCCUUUGUGUGGAUGUUCAUUGAAGCUGUGCUGAUUUUCAUCUGUGUGAAGAACCUAUCACAGAUCAGCUCCAAACAGAGGGAGGUGCUUAGCAGCAGAUUCAUCAUUGUGAUUGGAUAUGUGAUUGCUCUGGUUGUGGUGGGCGUGUCUGUUGGACUGGUUCCUGAGGGUUAUGGCAGUGAAAAAUGCUGGAUUAAAAGGGAAAAAGGAUUUAUCUGGAGUUUUCUGGGACCUGUUUGUGUCCUUCUAGCAUUAAACACAACUCUCUUCAUCAGCAUCAUCGUCAGCCUGAACUCAACUCUCACAAAACUGAAUGCAGGAGUUUCACAGAUGAAACAAACUAAAAUUCUGGUAAUUAAAACACUGUCCCAGUUUGUGGUUCUUGGUUGCCCCUGGAUUCUGGGUUUCUUCACAAAUAACAGUAAGGUGGUGGAGAUUCUCUUUCUGUGCUUGAACUCCCAGCAAGGAACCUUCAUCUUCCUGAUCUACUGUGUCCUCAAUAAUGAGAUCAGGCAGCAGUAUGUGGAUUGGUUGAGCACUAUUUUCCCUGGACUUGAACACAAAGCCAUCAAAAGUGCCCCCCAAAAUUCAUAGAAAAUUUCAGAGUCCAUGUUCAGAGAAUGAAAAGCACUACAGUGCCGUUAUUUUAAAGUGAUUCUAUUAUUAUUCUUGUAUGACAUGUAAGUCUUAGUGAUUUUCUGUUAAUUGAAGCUAUUAACAUGUAAUGGCCAGUCCACCGCUGAUCGACCCCAAAGUGUGUCGGCCCAACAAUAAAUGUAGAUGUAACUCUAUUUUCUUUUAAAACAUUUUAUUGUUAAUUGUGAAUCAUUUAUUUUAUUAUAUAUAUAUAGGCAGAGGGCCAUGGUAUU
Molecule: messenger RNA, 2389 nt
Organism: Myxocyprinus asiaticus (Chinese sucker)
Lineage: Eukaryota; Metazoa; Chordata; Actinopteri; Cypriniformes; Catostomidae
Product: adhesion G protein-coupled receptor E3-like
Exons: 15
Coding region: 135-2114 (659 amino acids)
Biological process (GO): adenylate cyclase-activating G protein-coupled receptor signaling pathway; cell surface receptor signaling pathway
Cellular component (GO): membrane
Molecular function (GO): G protein-coupled receptor activity
Source: RefSeq, a predicted model, not a curated record